UCGGCGCUAGCGCAUAUCAUGGUUAUAGAAUGAUCAGUUUGUUAUUCAGGCAGCACAGGGCCACUGGCCCCUGCAGACCCCUGUGUAGAACCGCCACUGCGUUCAUCCUGAACGACGUCUUCACUUUGCCUAAGUUGGAUUUUAUGUUUCUGACAGAAACGGCUGAUUUCUACACUGAAAAAUUCACAUGAGGACCAUGUUUCAAUAAUGUCAGUCGUCAACAAGCUUUGAUCCAGAUAAUGGAAUGAAAAGGUCUGAUGCAUCGAGGAAGUUACCUUCCUGGACACCACUCUCAGGUUUGAGAGUAGCAUUGUAUGGCUUUGUUGAUGACUUCCCUGUGACACAAACACACAGACAAGUCAGAUUUACUCCUCGUCCCCGGACUGAACUUCACACGUAUUCUCCUCAGCCUCUUCCUGUGUGACUGACUGACAUCCUGGUUUCAUUUAUCUUUUGAGGAUAUUCAAACAAGCAGCAGAGGAGGACCAUAUUGUGACCCAGUUGUCAUGGAGACGGCCAGCUUUAUCCGGGACAAAUUAACUGAAUGGGGCCUCAGCGAGUUCAUACAGAGAUUUGAAGAUGAAGGCAUUGACAAGGACACGUUUCUAAGUCUUGGAGAUUCAGUGAGACUUAAUGUCUUGAUUGCAAAAAUUGGACCGAGAGUGAAAUUCAGAAAGAGACUCAGAGAAUACUUCCAGAUGGAGACCUGUCAUUUUGUCCAGAAUAAGUUAGCUGAAUGGGAUCUCAGUGAGCUGAUUCAGACAUUUGAAGAAGAAGGCAUUGACAAGGAAACCUUCCUCAGUCUGGAGGAAUCAGGCAGCAUCAAUGUCUUGAUUCCUCAGAUUGGACCAAGAGUAAAAUUCAGAAAGAGACUCAGAGAAUAUUUACAGGCCCUGGAAACCAGAGACGAAACUCCUGAAAUGAUGGAAACAAACUCAGAGACCGAGUUCAGCACCGAAAUGGACCCUCCUGGUUUUCUGUGGAAUCUGGAGUCGACUUCAACACCAGACACAGAAAGUGGCAUUGAGAUGGGUGAGGAGCCGGUUUAUCCGGGUGCAGCGGCGACCAGAGGACAAGGCCUGCUUGCCGUCAUAAUGUUAAUUUUGCGUCACCGUCUGCCUGCAGCAGUUCAAAGGAGCUUACUGGCCCUGUUAAAUUUUCUCAUCCCUACUCUGGCUGCUGAGUAUCUAUUUGACAAGAUUCCAGGCAUGUCUGCUGUGUUUUACUGUCAGCUCUGUCAAAACUACAUGGGAAAAACCCCUGAAUCGUCUUGUUCGCACUGUGGCACAGUAUUCGACAAAGCAAGCAGCCUUCAAAGUGGAAAAUUCUUUUUGUUUUCAUCCCUGAAAGACCUUCUCAAAGACAUCCUGAAGACCCACAAUACCAAGUUGUUAGCUAAAACAGUAAAACAUGGGCAUGACAUUGAAGAUGUGAUGGAUGGGAUGAUGUACCAGAACCUGCUUGAACAAGGAAUGCUGGCUGCAGAUGACAUCACCCUCAUGUGGAAUUGCGAUGAGGUACCGAUCUUUAGCUCAUCGCAAUACUCAAUUUGGCCCCUUCAAUUUACCAUUAACGAACUUCCUUACACAAAGAGAAAGGAAACGGUGAUAGUUGCAGGGCUGUGGUUGGGCCAACAGAAACCUAAGAUGAACACAUUUCUACGGCCUUUCACAGAUGAAUGCUGUGAUUUAGCCCAACGUCCGUUUCAGUGGACGGACAGCUCUGGCUCAGCUCACUCCUCAAAAGUCUUCUGCUUGGUUUGCUCCUCUGACGCCGUGGCAAGGCCUCUCCUGAGGAACUGCAAAAAGUUCAAUGGAGAGUACGGUUGUGACUGGUGUUUACACCCUGGCGUAGUGGUUGAAAAGGGCGGUGGAACCACAAGAUCGUACCCGUAUGAUGAAAUGGAACAAGCAGCCAGGUCAAAGGAAAUGUUUGAGGAAAAUGCAAGACAGGCUGAAUGUUCCACUAACCCUCAGAAUGGGGUGAAAGGACUGUCUUUGCUUUCCGACCUUCCCUUGUUUGAUAUUGUGCUUGGAUUUGUACCUGACUACAUGCAUUCAGUUCUACUUGGUGUGUGCAAACAACUUGUGUGUCUGUGGUUGGACGAAGUGAACGCUAUGAAAGGCUGGUAUGUGGGUCAACACAUUUCACAAAUGGACUCCCGCCUUCUCAGUCUGAAGCCGCCGUUAGAAAUAAGGAGAUCUCCACGGUCACUAAAGUGUUACAAGUCUUGGAAAGCAUCGGAGUGGCGAGCGUUCCUUUUGUUUUAUGGUGUUAGUGUCCUGCCAGGUAUCCUACAGCCCAGAUUUCUAGAACAUUUUUUUUAUUUGUCAUUCAGCAUUCACACUUUGCUCCAAGAAUCAGUGUCCCAGCGUGACCUCCAGCUGGCCCACCAGCACCUGGUCCACUUUGUAAAAAAUAUGAAAGAGCUUUAUGGUGAAGAAAACGUGUCCUUCAACUGCCAUCAGUUGAUCCAUUUGUCUGAGAGUGUCCGUAACUGGGGGCCUCUCUGGGCAACGUCAGCAUUCACCUUUGAGAGAAACAACGGAAAUUUAAGAACACUGCUAGAUGGCAGCGACUACAACCCUGGACAUAUUUACCGGAGGUUUGCCUGGUGGCAGCACAUACCUGCACACCUUCAUUCACUGGUUUUUAACCAACAUGCAGACUUUGCAGAGUUAUUAGCCAAGCUCUCACUCUUAAACGAUGACAGUGGCUCUUACAAGCCCCUUGGAGAAUCACGACGUUUGGACAUUACAGGAUCCAUAACUCAGGCAAUAGAAGAGCUCUUAAAUCAACCAGUUGUCUUGAAAUCAGUUGAAGCUUUCGACAGCUUCACUUUUAGAAACACUGUUUAUCACUCGACCAGCAGCAAAGAGUCACACAGAGCAGAUGCUAGUGUUAAACUGAAGGGAGGCUGCUGUGGAGAGAUACAGCUGAUGUUCCUCUUUAAAGAGAACUGUGUUUGUACAUCCAGAUGCCUCUGCCAGGCUUUUCCCAUCGUCGUGGUGCAGCUCUACCAUGUCAAACCUGCUGCACUGUUCAGCAACACAAGUCCUCACAGUGCAUCAGAGACGACCUUCCCACGAGUCGAAAGGACAAGUCGGCACAAAGCUUUCUACUUAGAGGACAUACAAUGUAAAUGUAUGAAUGUGGAUGGAUGGCUGGUGCCUCUGCCAAACACAUACGAGAGAUAUUAGAGCCCCGAUAGAUAAAGGCAGCAGCAGGACACCAGGCUGUUUAUAUCUAUCUAUCUAGAGAAUCUUGAUAUAUUCCUUGUUUUUGAUGGUGCCGUUUAUUGUGAUUAAGUUCCAUGGUCCACUGGCUGAAAAACAUUCCCAAAGCAUUGGGUUCCCACCACCGUGUUUGACAGUGGGCAUGGUGUUCUUAGGGUUGAAGACUUCUCCUUUUGUACGCUAAGUGAAGGCAACAUCACUGUGGCCAAACAAUUAAAUUUUUGUUUCAUCUGACCAUAAAACAGAAGACCAGAAGUCUUCUUCUUUGUCCGGAUGACCAUUUGCAAAGGCCAAGCGGCCUUUUGUGUGCCUUAUCUGGAGAAGUGCCGUCCUCCUUGGUUUGUGUCUGUGGAACCCAGCAGUGUGCAGUGUCUGCUGGACUGUCUGCCUUGAGAUGUUGCCACCAGCAGGGUCCAGAUUCUCCAGGAUGGCCUUGGUGGUGAUCCUUGGAUUCUUUUUCACCUCUCUCACUAUCCUCCUGGCCAGCAGAGGCGUCACAUUUGGCUACUGACCGCGGCCUCUAAGGUUUUCCAUGGUGUGGAGCAUCGUGUAUUUUUUAAUAAUACUUUGCACUUUGCCACCGUAGCUUGAAAACAUUUUGAUAUGGCCUUAUAGCCUUUUCCUGACUUGUGAGCAGCCACAAUGCACAGCCACAGGUCCUCAGUGAACUCCUUUGUCUUAAGUCUGGGUUAUACUUUCCGCACGAAUGUGAUGUGCAGAAAUGAGACGCUUAGAAAUCUGCUCGAGAGAGCAUGUGUGGCUUUAUACUGAUCUUCUCCCAAACUGCAGGGUGCAGUGUAUCAAACACACGUCUACCACAGUACUAAACUAGAGUAGAAGAAGUUUGCUAUUGUUUACACAUCUUACAACAUGGCAUUUUACCAAAUAGUUGCAUUUCAGCAGCUAGUUUUAAUUUCAUGCCAUGUAUUGUUCCAAACUUGGUUGUCAGGGUAAUCUCUGUGUGAUGAAUCGUAUAAAUGCCUGUAUUUCUGAACUUCUGCGGCUAGGAGUUCCUGUUCUUCUGGCAGUUUUUCGUGUCUCCAUCACCGUUGUUAGAAAAGUUUGGAGGUGCACAUGAAAAUUUUCCACUUGAGAAGGGCUGUGUGAGGGGGCGUGGCUGCUAAAAUGACGCAAUACAGCUGUUCCCAAUGAGUCAGGGUAAUUAGGAUGCUUUAGAAAGGGCUUGGACUAUUUGGAAUGAUAUAGAACCUUGGAUUUUCCCAUAGACUGUGAGAGUUUGCAAUCGGUAUGAAUAAUUUUGGACAUGCCAGUUUUUGUUUAAAUGUAAAUAGAAGCUGAGAAUAUAUUUUUUCCACAAUGAUGCCUCUUAUACAUCUAUCUAUCUAUCUAUCUAUCUAUCUAUCUAUCUUGACUGUGGGAAUGAAGACAGAUUUCUGUAUUUUUCAACUUGGGGGAAUUCUGGCUCAGAAAAUCUAAUGUGACAUUUUGUUAUCUUUAUUCUUUUAGGUGAGAGCCUUUUUGUCAUGUGAUUUUGUUUUUGCAUGUUUGGUUGUAUUUCCUGUGAAUGACUGUAUAUGAAUAAUGCAAUUUACCAUAAUGCCACUCAGGAUGUGUGUUUUCUUUCUUACCAUUAUUUUCAUUUCUGUAACUCUAGUUAUUAUUCAGUCUGGAGGUUAGUGAUGUUGCUAUUAAAAAUGUACUGUGCA
Molecule: messenger RNA, 4903 nt
Organism: Amphiprion ocellaris (clown anemonefish)
Lineage: Eukaryota; Metazoa; Chordata; Actinopteri; Pomacentridae
Exons: 11
Coding region: 507-3200 (897 amino acids)
Source: RefSeq, a predicted model, not a curated record